This is a messenger RNA of Liolophura sinensis, 1867 nucleotides long. RefSeq names its product cyclin-dependent kinase 2-like. Gene Ontology annotation, molecular function: protein serine/threonine kinase activity; ATP binding. Gene Ontology annotation, cellular component: nucleus; cytoplasm. NCBI's taxonomy places the organism in Eukaryota, Metazoa, Mollusca, Polyplacophora, Chitonida, Chitonidae. The transcript has a single exon. The record is from RefSeq and is a predicted model, not a curated record. Gene Ontology annotation, biological process: mitotic DNA damage checkpoint signaling; protein phosphorylation. Bases 151 to 1005 code for a protein of 284 amino acids.
UCUCACUUCAUCUCAAUGCGCAGAGCGCUUUGCAUAUCCAUUUCUCUUGUAAUUUUUUUUAGUAGGAAUUCAUAAUACUUUUUAACUUACCUUCCCAUUCUGUAAUGUUGUGGAAAGUUCUGUACCACUUAACUGAGUAAGGAUAGGAGAAUGAGCUAUGAACCUAUGGCGGUAAUGAUGAACACGGACUUUCCUGGAAACCCUGACAACUACAUUCGUCUGGAAUGGCUGGAUAACGGGGCUUUUGGAGAAGUUUGGAAAGUACAACACCAGCAAACAGGCAACAUCUACGCAGCAAAAGAAAUAGCUUACCGAGGACAUCAUGACGACGAGGAGUGUAUUGUUCGAGAAAGAUCUGCGUUACUGUGUCUUAAGCACGAUGGGAUUAUCAAGCUAGUAGACAUUGUGGUAUUGCCGUCCCAGAUCUGGCUCGUGGAAGAGUUCGCAGACCUGGGCUCUCUACAAGACGCCAAAGAGCUCCACAAGACAUUAGGUGACAACGACAAGGUGAAUCUAGUGCGGCAAAUCAUCCAGGCCGUUCAAUGUUGCCACCAAUGUCGGAUAGCACACAUGGACAUCAACCCAAGGAAUGUCUUGCUUGUGAGCCCAUUGACUCUGAAGCUGGCUGAUUUUGGUCAGGCCCUGUUUAAUGUUAAAUCUAUACCUGAAGGAGAGGAAUAUUUGGGUGAUUCAAAAUACCUCCCUCCGGAAAUCUUGUGUCGCGAUAAGUAUUACCCCACAGCUGUGGACAUUUGGAGUCUUGGAUGUGUCGUCUUUUAUAUCUUCGCCAGGGAACACAUAUUUCAUGGGACUUCCAAACAGAUAAUUCAACAACAAAAGAAAUACUGUCGAACUCACGACCUACCAUCGUGUCUAUCAGGCUGUACGUUAACCAAAUCUACACGGCUAUUCCUUUGUAAAACUCUUAUACAUAGACCUCAACUCAGGCCAUUGGCGGACACCCUAGAGAAAAUCGCCAACCGUGUGGGGCUCUUCGAGUCGUGACACCAUGAUUCCUUGUGAUAACGACAGUUUCGUUCAUAUUUAGACACGUGUAGGAGCUGCAACGUCCAUGAUACUGUAAUUAUAUUACGCUUAGAAUAGUAUCUAAAGAAUGUAUGGUUUUCACAAAUGGCUGUUUGUGUAUGUUAGCGUUGUUCGUUAGUUGGAAUAAGAAUGUCCAUAAAUUUUUUUUCUGUUUUGAUUCCUGUUAUUCGAUUGGUGUAAGGUCAUGGUUGACUGUAUGACUUCCAACAAUAGAACACAAUGUCUACUGAAACCACAUAAAAGUCUAUUUAACAAUAGCAUAGGUAAAUAUACUAAACGCUCAUGUCCCCAUCCUGGCGUUGGGCACAUUAGUAACGUUUAUAGAAUAUAUGCUGUUAGAUGUACUGACUAAGUGAUUGGCUAAUAGUUUGCUGUCACGAAAACAAGAUUAACCAUUAAGUGACACAUCCUUAACAUCUACAAUGUAGUCUCUAAAGACUCCUUCGUCGUCACAUGAAUGAAAAGUUGUUAAGGACGACGUUGAACCCCAAACACUCACUCACUCACUCUACAAUGUAGUUGUGAACAUGAAUGGAAUUUAGGUGUCACCAAUUUUCUUUAUGGAUCAGAACUUUCAGUACUUCAGGUGGUCUAAAAUGCAAGCGUUUAGUAUCUGGACAUUGCUGUGCCGUGGAAGUCUAAUACAAUUACUUCAUCUACUCAGAGUAUCUGGCAGUAUUGGUUUUACUGACGCACUACCCUGGUUAUGGCGCACUCCCUAGUUAAUAUGCAUGUGCUUCCUUCGCCAGCCAGUAUAUAUGAUCUUAAUGUGAAUGCAUCUGCAUCUUAUCAUAGCCAGUCCAGUGGUCAAGUUAUAUAU